Molecule: messenger RNA, 606 nt
Organism: Antechinus flavipes (yellow-footed antechinus)
Lineage: Eukaryota; Metazoa; Chordata; Mammalia; Dasyuromorphia; Dasyuridae
Gene: SVBP
Product: small vasohibin binding protein
Exons: 3
Coding region: 248-448 (66 amino acids)
Biological process (GO): protein secretion; negative regulation of protein ubiquitination
Cellular component (GO): apical part of cell
Source: RefSeq, a predicted model, not a curated record
AUGCUUCUCUCCUUCCGCGCGGCCGUGCGCGCGCGCUCCCGGCCCCUCCCCCCGCCAGCUCCCGGACCGCGCGUGCAAGCUUCUUCCCCUCCCCCACACCCCUUGUUCGCUUCUUUCUUCUCUAGGCGAGGGGAAGGAAUCGAAUUCCGAAUUCGCGAUCGGAUCAGGUGCCCCGCCCCUCUCCUCAACAUUUUGCCCAGGGAGGGAGGUAGGAGUUGCCCCGGGGGCGGCCUGGAAAAGAUAAGGCAUGGAGUCCUCUGGUCGGAAAGAAAAACCCAAAGUGAAGGAGACUGUGAACCGAAUAGAGAAAGCCAGGCAGAGAUCAGCUCAGCAGGAACUGAAGCAGAGACAGAGGGCCGAGAUUUAUGCUCUCAACAGAGUAAUGACGGAGCUGGAGCAGCAGCAAUUUGAUGAGUUCUGUAAGCAGAUGCAGCCUCCAAGAGAAUGAGCUCUCCCCAUCAUUAAGACCAGGUGGGGCCCCUGAGGCUUGGGUCAUUACCUUUGUAACCAGUUCUUCCGAGGUGGCUCACUUUGGGCCAUACAAAUGUAAAGACAAAGAUUUAUGUACUUUUUAAAGUUGGAUAAAUCUGAAUUUGCUACUUUCUA